This is a messenger RNA of Phragmites australis (common reed), 1207 nucleotides long. Its product is annotated as transcription factor JAMYB-like. Gene Ontology annotation, biological process: regulation of DNA-templated transcription. Gene Ontology annotation, molecular function: DNA-binding transcription factor activity; sequence-specific DNA binding. The transcript is spliced from 3 exons. Lineage: Eukaryota; Viridiplantae; Streptophyta; Magnoliopsida; Poales; Poaceae. The record is from RefSeq and is a predicted model, not a curated record. Gene Ontology annotation, cellular component: nucleus. Bases 120 to 1049 code for a protein of 309 amino acids.
CCUAUAAAAAGGCAACCUACUCGCGCUCCAAAUCUUCCCAGCUCCGCACUUGUCUCCUCUCUUCUUCUCCACUUGAUCGAUUCUCUUCUCGCGCGCGCGUCGUCGUCUCAAUAUAAUUAAUGGAGAUGAUGCUGCAGCAGAGUGGGAGGGGGAGCAGCAGCAACGGUCCGCCGCCGCCGCCGACGACAAAGCAGGAGGAGCAGGAGGCGGGGGAGCUUCGGCGGGGGCCGUGGACGGUGGACGAGGACCUGACGCUCAUCAACUACAUCGCCGAGCACGGCGAGGGCCGCUGGAACGCGCUCGCGCGCGCCGCCGGCCUGAAGCGGACGGGGAAGAGCUGCCGGCUGCGGUGGCUCAACUACCUGCGGCCGGACGUGAAGCGCGGCGACUUCACCGCCGACGAGCAGCUCCUCAUCCUCGACCUCCACUCACGAUGGGGCAACCGGUGGUCCAAGAUCGCGCAGCAGCUGCCCGGCCGGACGGACAACGAGAUCAAGAACUACUGGCGGACGCGGGUGCAGAAGCACGCCAAGCAGCUCAACUGCGACGUCAACAGCAAACGCUUCAAGGACGCCAUGGCCUACCUCUGGAUGCCGCGCCUCGCCGAGCGCGCAUCCCAGCAACAACAAGCCGCCUCCGUCGCCGACGACGACAUGCGUCCGUGCCUCUCCGCUCUAACAGUGGCUACUACUACUACCGCCGCCGCCGCCGCAGCCUGCUUGGCCGACAACUACCACCACUCUCCUGGUCCUGGCAGCAGCAGCAACAGCGUGGUCGCCGCCGCCAGCCCGUCCUCCGACUCGUCGCUCACGUCGACGGAGUCCACGCACGAGGGGAAGAGCGUGGACCUGCACCGCGGCAACGACGGCGACAGCGGUGGGGACUGGACGAUGCAGGGUGCAGAUCACGAGUUCUGGUCCACGGCGCCGGCGAUGCCGCAGCUUACCGACUGUGAGUUGCAAGACACGCAGGAGCUCAGCGGGUGGGUGCAGGGGUUUCCAGAGGCUGAAAGCCUGUGGAGCCUCGACGACAUAUGGAGGAUGCACUGAACUCAUUUUGCGGUUAUAUAUGGUGGUCUGUAUGAUAGAAUUAUAUUACAGAGAGAUUGAGGAAAGCAAAAUGUUUUCUUAAUUUGUUACUCCUGACCUUUAGCUAGUAUAUAUAUAGUUAUCAGCACUACAAGAGACUAAAGUUUAAAGUUUAAUUU